Molecule: messenger RNA, 1416 nt
Organism: Nothoprocta perdicaria
Lineage: Eukaryota; Metazoa; Chordata; Aves; Tinamiformes; Tinamidae
Gene: C1QTNF7
Product: C1q and TNF related 7
Exons: 4
Coding region: 180-1049 (289 amino acids)
Molecular function (GO): protein binding
Source: RefSeq, a predicted model, not a curated record
CAUCUACUCGAAUGUAAGUUCUGAAGAAAUGGAAAGCACUAACAGAAAACCCUUGGAGAAUUUCUGAGAGUCCAGCAAGAAAAUUGGAAAAAACGACUUGCAGAAUUUCACCAGACCUACGACUGAUUCACUGCUAAUGCAACACUAAUUGAAGACAUCUUUGUAUAUAAGAUACGAGGAUGUUUGUGUUGCUUUACAUUACAAGUUUUGCCAUAUAUACAAGUGAACAGCCUCUUCAAAGCCAGUUCAAAGGAGAAAAUUACUACACGAGAUACAUUUGUAGCAUACCUGGUUUGCCAGGCCCUGCAGGUCCUCCCGGAGCUAAUGGAUCCCCAGGGCCACAUGGACGUAUUGGUCUUCCAGGAAGAGAUGGUAGAGAUGGCAGGAAGGGAGAAAAAGGUGAAAAAGGGACUGCAGGUUUAAGAGGAAAGACUGGGCCUUUAGGACCAGCUGGAGAGAAAGGAGACCAAGGUCAGUCUGGUAAAAAAGGACCUGGAGGAUUGACUGGUGCCAAAGGUGAAGUAGGUCCAGCUGGACCACCUGGACCUAAGGGAGAUAAAGGAGACCGAGGAGAGCCAGGUGCACCAGGGGUCUGUAAAUGUGGAAAGAUAGUUCUGAAAUCCGCCUUUUCUGUUGGCAUCACCACCAGCUACCCAGAGGAAAGAUUACCAAUCGUGUUCAAUAAAGUCCUCUUCAAUGAGGGUGAGCAUUACAACCCUUCCACAGGGAAGUUUAUAUGUGCCAUCCCAGGGAUUUAUUAUUUUUCUUAUGACAUCACCUUAGCGAAUAAGCAUCUUGCAAUUGGGCUGGUUCAUAACGGGAAGUACCGGAUAAAGACAUUUGAUGCAAACACGGGAAACCAUGACGUAGCUUCGGGAUCCACAGUGAUCUAUCUUCAGCCAGAAGACGAAGUGUGGCUUGAGAUCUUCUACACUGACCAAAACGGUCUCUUUGCAGAUCCCACAUGGGCAGACAGUUUGUUUUCUGGAUUUCUCUUAUAUGUUGAUACGGAUUACCUUGAUGCCCUAUCAGACGAAGACGAGCUCUGAAGUGGAUGAUGUCAAAUCACAUCCAGAUUGGACAGCUCAACACAGGAUUUUAUCUGGCCAAGCUUUGGGGACGUAAUUAAAGAGAAAGAAUAUGGGAGUUAUUUUUCGCUUUGACAAGAACCGAAUUCAGAGGUUCAGAAGAAUGUUUCUAGAAUCCAAACUGGAUUCUUUACCAAACAGCAGGGAUAACAAAAGGAACUAUAAAUAAAAAAAGACUGCAUCACUCCAGGACUGACUCUUCUUGAAACUUAUGUUUAUAAUACUAUUUAAACAAAAUUAAGAUAAUGUACAUUUUUUUAUAUAUAAAAUAUAUUAUGUUGCAAUGUAGAAUGGCUAUUUUCUAUAUGACAUUGAAGUAAAACAGAGU